Messenger RNA from Chondrus crispus (carragheen), 297 nucleotides. RefSeq lists its product as hypothetical. Lineage: Eukaryota; Rhodophyta; Florideophyceae; Gigartinales; Gigartinaceae. Bases 1 to 297 code for a protein of 98 amino acids. The record is from RefSeq and is a predicted model, not a curated record. The transcript has a single exon.
AUGCACCAUCUGCCGCCCCUACUUGCACUUCCCUCGCCCCGUCAGCGCGUCCACUACUCGCCCACUCGUACCGCUCCACUUCCGCUUCGCUUCCCUCCAUCUGCGCGCCCUCCAUUUCCUGCCAUUCCCUACCGCUCCCGCUCUCCCCUUUGGGGGACCCCUGCUCACCCUGUCCGUUGCGCCCACACUUCCCUCCGUCCCACUCUCCCGCGUCCGCGCCUCCCCUGCCACCCGCAAUUCUCACGGGACAAGCAUAGCCUUGGGACUCCCGCCAGGCCUCAUAUGUUUUGCAUCUAG